This is a messenger RNA of Oreochromis niloticus (Nile tilapia), 9412 nucleotides long. It is a transcript of the gene nfasca, whose product is annotated as neurofascin homolog (chicken) a. Bases 89 to 3988 code for a protein of 1299 amino acids. Gene Ontology annotation, biological process: cell-cell adhesion; axon guidance; brain development. The transcript is spliced from 30 exons. Gene Ontology annotation, cellular component: plasma membrane; axon. The record is from RefSeq and is a predicted model, not a curated record. NCBI's taxonomy places the organism in Eukaryota, Metazoa, Chordata, Actinopteri, Cichliformes, Cichlidae. Gene Ontology annotation, molecular function: cell-cell adhesion mediator activity.
AAUUCUUUGAUUUCUUCAAUUGAAUCUUAGGUUUUCAUGGCGAAGAAAUGGGAAGUUUUUCAAUAUUGGGAAAGAUCCCAGGGUGACGAUGCGAAAGCGCUCAGGAACCCUGGAGAUCGGCUUCCGCAGCGGAGGUCGGCCAGAGGACUACGAGGGAGAAUACCAGUGUUUUGCCACCAAUGACUUUGGAGUGUCUCUGUCCAACAAAAUCCUGCUCCGGGUCUCCAAGGCUCCUCUGUGGCCUAAGGAGGUGCUGGAGCCAGUAUCUGUGAUUGAAGGCUCCCCACUGGUUCUACCUUGCAACCCCCCACCAGGUCUGCCUCCUCCGUUCACCUUCUGGAUGGACAGCAAUAUGAGUCCAAUCCCUCAGGAUAAACGAGUGUCCAUGGGUCUUAAUGGAGACCUCUACUUCUCCAACGUUUUGGCCCAAGAUGCAAACACAGACUACAGCUGCAAAGCUCGCUUUCUGUUCACACACACCAUCCAGGAGAAGAACCCAUACAAACUCAAAGUUCAGACCAAGGAGCCAUACAAUGACACAUCUUACAAUGCCUCUGAGGCCCACGGUGACCGUAAAGUAGCAGAGUCCACGCCGACCUUCCUCUCACCAUCAGGAAGUGAGAGCUCCAAAAUGGUGCUGCGAGAUGAGCAGCUGCUGCUGGAGUGUAUCGCUGCUGGACUUCCAACACCCAUCAUCAAGUGGUUUAAGAAAGGUGGGGAGCUGCCAGGGCAGAAGGUGAAGUUUGAGAACUUCAACAAGACCCUGAAGAUUGUUAGUGUGUCAGAGGAGGAUGCUGGCGAGUAUGUAUGCAUGGCCAACAAUCAUUUAGGCACCAUACGCCACUCCAUCUUUGUUCAAGUUAAAGCGGCUCCUUACUGGUUAGUCAAGCCAUCAGACCAGGUGCUAGCCCCAGAAGAGACUGGACGCCUGAUAUGCCGGGCCAAUGGCAACCCUAAACCUCACAUUGAGUGGCUUGUCAAUGGGCAGCCUAUAGAGAGCUCUCCCACCAACCCAAACAGACAGGUGCUCGGAGACACCAUCAUCUUUCGCUCUGUGCAGAUUGGAAGCAGCGCCGUGUACCAGUGUAAUGCCUCCAACGAGCAUGGCUAUUUGUUAGCCAACGCCUUUGUCAACGUUCUUGACCUGCCCCCGAGGAUGCUGGGCCCCAAAAACCAGCUAAUAAAAGUCAUUAAGAACAACCGCACCUUCCUAGACUGCCCCUUCUUUGGUUCCCCUUUACCGGAGCUACGCUGGUUUAAGAACGGACAGGGCAGCGGGCUGGAUGGAGGCCAGUACCGUGUUUACAUUAAUGGUACCCUGGAGAUAAAGCGGGCCCAAGCAGAGGACGAGGGAACCUACACCUGUGUGGCCAGCAGCAUCUUGGGAAAAGCUGAAAACCAAGUGCGCCUGGAGGUCAAAGAGCCGACUCGCAUCAUUCAGGCCCCCGAGCACCAGUCAGCCAUCAGGGGCUCCACAGCUCGCUUCACUUGUAGGGUGACGUCUGACCCCAGCCUUCCUGUCAGUGUGGCCUGGAUGAAGGAUGACAAGCCUCUUUACUUGGGAUGGAGGUUGAAGAAGGAUGAUGAGUCCCUGUCGAUCCCCAAUGUGAACGAGGGUGACGAGGGGACGUACACCUGCACUGUUAAAUCUGAGAUAGACCAGCUGUCAGCCUCUGCUCGCCUCACAGUAUUAGAGGUGGCCACUCUCAACCCCUCAGUCUCUAGUGCCUUGCUUCCAGCCCGUCCAGACCCCCCCAUUGAUCUGGAUUUGUCAGACCCAGCAGCACGCAGCGUUCGCCUCACCUGGAUCCCUGGAAAAGACCACAGGAGCCCCAUCACAGAGUUCUUGGUCCAGUUUGAAGAGGACCGCUGGGAGCCGGGUAGGUGGCAGAACUUGUCAUCUUACCCUGGAGACCUCAACUCUGUCAUCCUGCAGCUCGCUCCCUUUGUCAACUACCAGUUCAGGGUCAUCGCCAUCAACUCGGUAGGUCAGAGUGAUCCCAGCCGCCCCUCGCCCCGGUACAAGACAACUGGAGCUGCACCAGAUGCCAUUCCCAAAGGCCUACGGGGUUGGGGGUCCAGAAAGGACAAUAUGGAGAUCACCUGGGAGCCUCUCCUUGAUCUGGAAAGAAAUGGUCCAAACCUGCACUACAUUGUGUGGUGGAGACGAAAAGACGUUGAGGAGGAGUGGAAUAACGUGACCACAUUGGGGGCCAAACAUGUGGUCCACAAUACAGAAAUCUAUGUGCCUUAUGAGAUCAAAAUCCAGGCCAGGAAUGAGUUUGGAGCAGGACCAGAGUCUAACAUGGUGAUUGGAUACUCUGGAGAAGACAAGCCCACUGAUGCUCCCACUGACCUGCGGGUAUCAAAGGUUGACAGCACCAAAGUUAUCAUCCACUGGAACCCUGUGGACCUGAACUCUGUCCAGGGAGAGUUCAAGGAGUAUAGAUUAUACUACUGGCGUGAGUCUAGUCAGGUUCCAGGUCUGGUGGUCAUUAAGGACAAGAAGAUCAAAGGUUUUUAUAGCACUACGGUCAAACCAUCAGGCAUGCUCAGUGACCUGGUGCCGUACUCUAACUACAAGAUGUUCAUGGUUGUGGCCAACAAUCGCUUUGAGAGUCAACCCAGCAACACUGUGGAAUUUACCACCAAAGAAGGAGUUCCAGACGCUCCAAGGUUCUUCAAGAUUAAUCGCAGAAGUUUGGACACGAUCCACUUGGAAUGGGCUAAACCUCUGGAGCCCAAUGGCAUUCUGACUGGAUACCAGCUCAAGUACCAAACAGUCAACGGUUCCAAGGUGGGUCCUUUCCAGCUGGAGACGUUCUUUCCUAAUGUGACAGAGUUUUUCCUUCGCGUGCCGGACCGUUCCUCCCGCUACAAGUUCUUCCUGUCAGCACUGACUCAGGUGGGAAAGGGGGAGGACUAUGCUGAGGAGUCUCCACACUUCACUAAUGAAGAAAACUUUACUGACACGACAGAUCUAGUCGAGCUUACCGACUCCUUUGUGGCUUCUGGUUUCACUCCUACUCCUACUCCUUUUGGUUAUCCUUCUCCUACUACCAUUUCUCCUACAACCAUUAGUACCUCAACUACUCCCACUCCUACAACUACGACUUCAACCACUACUAUUGCCACCACUUCUACUACUGAGGCAACCACUACCAUCCUUCCAAUGCUGUUCACCACCAAGCGUAUUGACCAGAAUGUGUUGGUGGACUCUGGGCGAGAGAUCUGGAAUUUGACGGUGGAGCCUAACAGUAACUACGCUAACGUCAGCUGGACACACAACUUCCCGCCCGGCAGCAGCGAUUUUGUACUAGAGUUCAUUCUAAACAGUAACAACACGAAGAAAGAUGUAAAGAGUCAACAGCCCCCCAUUAUUGUGGUGGAUCUCAUCCCAGGCGUCGUGUAUCACCUGAGAGUUUACUCCCAUCUAUUCAACAAUGUCAGCAGCAAACAAGUCACCUUUAAGACCAAAGCAGCCUACAUAGACCAGGUAGACAUAGCCACGCAGGGCUGGUUCAUCGGAUUGAUGUGCGCCAUCGCCCUUAUCAUCCUGAUCCUCCUCAUCGUCUGUUUCAUCAAGCGGAGUCGUGGAGGAAAGUACCCAGGUGGUGGCUACAUGAGCUGUUUCACAAAAGCUCUGGUGCGAGAUAAAAAAGAUCUCCCCUUGGACGCAGUGGAUCAAAAAGACCAGGAUGGAUCCUUUGAUUACCAAAAUGGGUCAUCUGUCCCUGACAGGAACGAAAACGAGAACAGCAGUGACGAGGACAACAAGCCUCUGCAGGGCAGCCAGACUUCACUGGAUGGCAACGUAAAGGAAAGUGAUGACAGUCUGGUGGACUAUGGCGAGGGAGGAGACGGGCAGUUCAACGAAGACGGUUCUUUCAUCGGCCAAUAUACAGUGAAGAAGGACAAGGAUGAGACGGAGGGCAACGAGAGCUCCGAGGCCACUUCACCUGUGAAUGCCAUCUACUCGCUGGGAUAGCGGCUCAACAGCGCACGCGGGGAACUUGGGCACACCCUCUGAUUUGUUAUGAUAGAACCAGACACAUAUACCAACACACAUGAUUCUGAGUAUAUGAAACACAUUACACACAGUGAAAGCAGCAGUGGCGCCAGUCUGGAGACUGUCUAGGCUCUCCUCUGCAGGUAACGUGGAAAAAGAUGCGACCACAAGCCUUUAAUUUAUUUUUCCAGUUCUAACAAUAUGGUCCAUGGACACAUCUGGAGAAAGUGGACAAUGCUCGUUUUCCUUUGUGCUCUGCCUGCCCUUUACCCACACAGACUUGAAGUGUGCCUUCGGGAGGCAUCAAACAUGCUUUAGAGAUUUUUUGGUUUGUGACUCAGCUCUGCUUCCCGAUAACCUCCCCUGUGCCCGGCAUACCUCUGCGUAACCAAGUAAAGUAGUCACAGAGGUUAAAUAUACAUACACACUCUGGCCACAUCCUGUAACAUAUCAGCUUCUAACCAUAGGAUGCCGGCAGAUAUGUUUAUCAUAUUGAUAUUUAGGCAAUGAAAGAUUUUAGUUUUUCCACAGCUGAUAGAGGAGUCCGUGAAACUUAACGAAUGCUGUAUAAAGUCCUGGCACACAUUUUAGUGCCCUGCAAAUCUAUGCACUAUCACCUCCAUACCCUUUUUGGUUCCAUCUGGUUAGUAAAAGUACACAUUGUGGGCUUCUUUUUAGCAGACUCAGUUCCAAGGUGGUUUGCCUUGACCUUUGUUGCAGGCAUGCAUCUGUUUCCUCUUAUCCUGUGUUGCAGCUGUUCAAAAUGCUUUUCCUGGGAAAAGCCGUUUCAUGCUUUGAGCUCAGUUACUGUCACGAUCCUGGGUCCUUUUGACCCAGCGUUUUGUGUUUUCUACCAGUGUCAUUUUGGUUCUGUUCUUCCUCCGGUUUAGUGUUGUUCUGUUCUGCCGUCUACCCCUGUGUUAAGUCCGCGUUGCUAGUCUGUGUCUUUGUGUGUAUGUGUUUCCUGUUUUAUUGUGACGGUCUGUGUCUUAUCUCAGUGUGUUCAGUUUACUCUUCCCCUGUCUCGUCAGGUCUGAUUACUCCCAGCUGUGCCCUCCUUUUGUGUCUCAUUCCCUCGUUAUCCUUCUGUGUAUUUAAACCUCGUGUCUGCCUCUGUUAGUUGCUGUUUCGUCUGUGUUAUUCCCCUCCAUUUUCCUGCGUAUUCUGGCCGCAUUAUUCUCCCUGCAUCUCCGUUUCAUGUUUCAAGGUUUCAGGUUUGUUUUUUGCUUAGCUUUUCCCAGUUUAGUUCAUUCUUAGGUUUUGGGUUUUCGCCCACCUCUUCUCCGUUUGUGUCAUCCUUUGGUUAUUAAAGCUCGCUCACCACUUAAGCAGUCUGCAUCUUGGGUCCUUAUCUACACUCCACACGUCUGCCACAUCGGACGUGACAGCUACAGUAUGUGGUUAAUUAAACCCAACGUUGUUCUGAAGCAUGGUAAUAAACUUAGGUUUGCUCAAGAAACACCAGCGCACUAAAAAACCAGUGAAUUCCCUAUUAAGCAUGUGGGCUUGUGCUACAUUCAUGUCUAGCUGACAGGGUUCGAUGGCAGUGAUUCCCAUAUUAGUGUGGGAAUCAUUGCCAUCGUGUUGUUGGAAUGUGGGAAAAACUGCAAAAGGGAGAAGUUUGAAUUCAGUGUCUCCUGCUGUGAACGUAAUCGUGAAAGACAUUGGAAAUUUUUAAGUCCAGUCUGCUAUCCAAAGACAGUUUAGUCUGUGAACUCGAGGAGGUAUGCCAACCUCUCAAUUAUUGGAUGACCUCAUCAAAGCACAAGAUGACUGGUCAGUCACAGUCCUGGAUCAGUAUUCUUCUAAUAUUGCAGGACAACAGACAAACCUUCUUUGCAUCUGUGAGGCUCCUUAAUUCUGUUGACUUUGUUAAAGAGUUACAUCCAAUCAGGUAAACUGGCAGUUUUGAAAGUGUGUUUUAUAACCAGGCCAAAUGUAUGGUGGACACACAGGGACAUAUUUCAACUGAAAGAAAAUAUUCUUCUACCCCUCUUUAGCACUGCAGGUAUCUUCAUUUUGUCAUCUGGGUCAUGAAUGUAGCACCAGAAGUCAUGAUCCAUAAGCCGUGUCCACAGUAAACUUUGUGCGUUCAGCUUCACUCAGGCUGUGCAGACAUUAGUACCACACACUGUAUACAAUGACCUCCAGUACUCACUGUUAUUGGAACAGCCACAGAUGUGUUGCUCUGAAAGAGUCCAAUUAUUUUACUUUAUUGCCUUGAGGUGCUGUAUAUUGCAAGGUACAACAUCGGAGAGCGAAGCCCAACAAUCACAUGAUGUAGAUAAGGUACAUCCUAAUCAGUGAGGUAAGUGCACUGCACUCUGUGAGUUUAGCCUGAACCCACCUUCACAGAGGGACCACGGCCUCUUUGGUUCUUUGAAUCUUUACAAACUCCAAAAAGACAUGAUUACAAAACACUGUUACGUGAUACAAAUGAUCUAUAGAACGAAAGGUACAAUUCACAGCCACACUUAAAAAUAAAAGUUAUUCGCUUCAUUUGACAUUUUUGCCUGAGUAGCAGAUCCAUCCUGUUGUAAGACUCACUGGCCUUAAGUUGCUAUAAAGGUUCACCAAACAGUUGUUGGCACUCAUGCUGUAGUUACUGAAGCUACUAUUAAACCCAUGAGUGCUACAUCAAACAGGCUGACAUUUGGAAUAUUUAUUUGUUAUUUAUUACAUGAUGUGGAUAGCAUUAAUAUAUUAGUUCUUAAUUUAAUUCACUUCAUUUUUAUGUACAACUGAGCCAAACUACCGAUGGCUACAGAAUAAAAUUAUUGUUCAUCAUGAGAGGCAUCAACACACAACUGUAUGUUCAAGAUAUUUUUCUAGCAGCUGCAUUUUCUGCUGUAACUGAUACACAAAAAUAUAUCUGUCAAAGACGUCACGUCUCUGUCCAUUCUUAUACUCGUGUUGUAUCACUGUUACUCUGUGUUGCUGUUCAGACUUAAGUUGCAUAACCUUUCCAUCAUUCUGAGAAUGAAUUGAUGUGUUUUCAUUAUUUCAUUAUUUGGUAUUUAUUUUGUACAUCAGAGUCCUGAAAGAAAAUCCUACCUUUGUAAAUACUGAAGACUGACCCCCACCCGCCCAAUGAGAGUCACAAAUCUGCAUCCACCAAGCAGCUGUAGUGGUGCAGUCUGCCAGUCUGUCAUACACCUUUGUUAUGUAGCUUUGAUUAAUCUUUGCACUCUGAGGAGAAAUCAUCCCUUUGCAUUGACAUUGUCAUAUAUGGACUGUGGCAAGCCUUCUCGGGUGUGCUGAUGGCUUGGUUUGUGUGUUCUGAAAGAGAAAUAUGUGUGAUUCUAUUGUGUACAAAGUAACAGCUCCUGCAGUGUACUACCUGAGUUACACAAACUACUAAAAGACCUGAGAACAUGAAUUUCCUGAGGUCCCCUCCUUUUCUUGAAUAGAGGCUGGAUACACAGGCAUGACAUGUGUCUCAUUACAGGGGUCAACAACUUUGACCCCUGUAAUGUAUUCCACUUUGUUUGUUGGUCUUUGUUCCCCAUUACAACUCUUCUCAGGUGCUCUUUGUCAACUUGUAAACCUACAUAUCCACAAAAACCUUGGUAAAAACUCUUAAACUAGGGAAAAUCAUUCAUUUUCUGAACUUCCUCUUUCUUAAUGUGUCCUAGUGUGAGACUGCCAAUAAACUGUAGCCCCAAACCUGACAUAUGUUUCAAACAAUCCACAGCAAAUAGGUACAAUGUGAUGUCAGACCACCUUGUGUUUAAAAUAAAUACAUCAAAAAUAAAACUUUCAGAUCAUUCCCGGCCUAUAAUCCUCAGCCGAUAAACUUACACUGCAGAAUGAAAAUGUUUUACUAGUUUUAUCUCAUUCUCUGUAACAAAGACCAAAGGGAUAUUUUUUAUGAUGAUAUGUAAUCAACACUAAGCAUUUGGUAAAACUAACAUUUAAAUGGUGUGUUUUUUUCUGUCUAGAAUUCGUUGACAGGUCUCUCUCGAACACUGUACAGAUGAACCUUUGGCAGUGUUAAUACAAUGGCAUUAGUAGCAAGUAAACACAGGUGAGCACAGGUGAGCUACUCUAUAAUCUUACCUUCAAAAUGUUCUAAAUUCACUGCAGGACUUUAAUCGUCCUGAAGUUUGGACGAGCUGCCUUAUUGCCUCGCCAACCUCGCCUGCUAAUGGUUCCAGUCUUGUAUAAAAAGGCAACCCUUUCUAAUUCCGUCUGUUUGAUUUGUUAAAGCAAACUCAAUUCUUCAUGUGUACACUAAAGGACACGUGAAGGACACUAAAGGAGUAAAACUCCUCAAUCAUUUCAUGCAAUGGGAAACCCUUUAAUCUUCUCAGUGCGUUCAUUGUGAGAUGUUUGCAUGCAUACUGUAUGCAAAAAUACUGAAUGAGACUAGACAACCACAAAGCGAGGCGGAUCAGCAUCCACAUCUAUUGUAGUUAAAGUAUCUGAAUUUCAGGAGUUAUUCGGUUAUUUGCUUCCUACAGUGGGUUUAGAAGUUAACUCAGAUCACCUGUUGCUAAAGUCUGCAGAGGAGAAAGCCACUUUAUUUAUGGUAGACCUUGUGAAUCCAAAGUGAAAUUUGAGUAUGAGCAUCUCUAAAACAGAGCCCAGUAGUUUCCUUGUCAUUGAUGAUCUUAUAUUUCUCACUCCUUUCAAGACAAACCUCUUGCUUGACAGUACGUCCCAGUCAUCUGUCCUCUCUCCUGAAUGUUAAAGCAGUGUCCUCUGAGUUUUAAUCAGCAGGAUGAUUCAUCCCAUGCUGUACUUUUGCACCAACUAUAAUGUGUUGACUAGCAGGACACUGCUUGUGAAACAGACGCAGACAGUGAGACAGAGCACUGAAAGAGCAAUAUUUGGUUGAAGAACAGGUCUGAAUUUUAUCACUGGAACUUUGCUAAAAAUCAUCACACACACCACUCCUUACUCGCUCUGCUGCUGCCCAUCCACCAACCUCCACUGGUGGAUCACAACAGGGAUGCUGGCAACAUAAAGAAACAAAGGUAUACAAAGCUUCGUGUGUGUCUACACAUCAGUUUAUGGUGCACAAAGACCAAGCUUCUUUCUCUUCACUCUUCACAUUAUCUUAGCUCACCUUUAACUGGGGAUGAAAAUAGUCAAUGUGCAGUUUUACAGCCUUUGCUUUUCCUUCAGUUUAAAAUGCUGCAAAGUGUCAGAACUUACUGGUGCACAUUUCCAGCUGGAUUUUUCACGACUGCGUCAUAUUGGCAUCUUCUUGUUUUUACCAUGUGUAUCAGAGCAGUGUGUUAACACCUUGCUUCUACAUGCAGCAUAACAGCUUUUGUAAGGUACAUCUACUCUACAGGAAAUGGCUUAAAUAUAUUCACCAUGUAUGCGUGUAUGAUGACAUGUUGCAACUUCUGCUAGUGGCGCCUUCUUUAUAGUAAAGCUAUCUCCUUUUCUCUA